AUGAAGGGGGUUAUAAGAUUUGGUAGGAAGAAAGGGAAGCUAGCUCCUCGAUUCAUUGAACCUUUUGAAAUCAUAGAGAUGAUUGGGGAAGUGGCGUAUAGAUUGGAUUUACUGCCCAGACUAUCAGUUGUUCGUGAUGUUUCCCAUAUCUCCAUGUUGAGGAGGUGCUUGAGGGAUGAAACUUAUGUUGUUGACUGCACAGAGAUUCAGUUGCGAUCUAAUGCAACCUAUGUUGAGACGCCUGUUCGCAUUGUUAACCGCAUAAUGAAACAGUUGAGGCAGGCAAAGAUACCUCUAGUGAAGGUGCAAUGGAAUCAUCAGGAUAAGAGAGAGGCUACUUGGGAGCCAGAGUCAGAAAUGAAGGGAAAGUACCCAUAUCUAUUCGAAUAA
Messenger RNA from Cornus florida, 390 nucleotides. RefSeq lists its product as uncharacterized. The record is from RefSeq and is a predicted model, not a curated record. Bases 1 to 390 code for a protein of 129 amino acids. Lineage: Eukaryota; Viridiplantae; Streptophyta; Magnoliopsida; Cornales; Cornaceae. The transcript has a single exon.